Messenger RNA from Acromyrmex echinatior (Panamanian leafcutter ant), 4186 nucleotides. RefSeq names its product sulfhydryl oxidase 2. Gene Ontology annotation, biological process: protein folding. Gene Ontology annotation, cellular component: Golgi membrane. Gene Ontology annotation, molecular function: protein disulfide isomerase activity; flavin-dependent sulfhydryl oxidase activity. The record is from RefSeq and is a predicted model, not a curated record. Lineage: Eukaryota; Metazoa; Arthropoda; Insecta; Hymenoptera; Formicidae.
UUAGGUUAUGUUUCAUCGCGUCGCUAUUCGGAUUCGUGAUCGGUGCCACUGCCAUGUAUGUACGUACGUAUGUACAUACAUGCGUAUGUACGUCAAUGUAAAUUAGUAAAUUAGGAAAUUACUUCCUCUGAUGUUAAGGUGGAACCUGGUGGAACCAACGAGAUCUCGUAUCGUUCAAAGUAUCAGCCGACUAGGAACGUAUCUAUCGAAAAGUACGAGGUGACACGUCGAGAAGUACUGUACCUACAAAGUAGAAGUGGUUGGAUUCUAAUGUCAAUUAUUAGAGAUGCAAGAUGGAGCAGCUAGAAGUAACAGGGAUUAUACUAAGAUUGUGCCUAUUCAACAUUCUAAUGAUAAACUGGAACAGCGCAACUGCAAUAGCUCAUAAGGAUCAAUCUCAAAGUCUGAUUAACCUAGGUGGUCAAGGCUUAUAUAAUGCCAGAGAUGAUGUAGUAAUACUCAAUGCCACAAAUUUCAAAACAAGUGUUUACGAGAGCACCAGGAGCUGGCUUGUUGAGUUUUAUAACAGUUGGUGCGGCUUUUGUUACAGAUUUGCACCAACAUGGAAGGCUUUGGCAAGUGAUGUUCUACCUUGGAAUGACAUUGUCGUCGUUUCGGCUAUAGAUUGUGCCGAUGAUGACAACAAUCCGAUCUGUCGUGAGUACGAGAUCAUGCACUAUCCAAUGUUAAAAUAUUUCUCUAUAAACACACACUCGCCGACCUUGGGUAUAGUGAUAGAAAAGGGGGACAGCGUUGAUUCAGUGAGAAGUAAUUUAAUUAACAGGCUCGAAACAGAACAACAGGAAGGACGAGGAUCUACGUGGCCUAACAUUGCACCAUAUAGGAAUAUUGAAAUAACGGACAUAUGGAAAACAGCAUCUAGCAAUGUAAAGCAUUUCUUCCUGAUUUUCGAGAACACGGAUUCACACUUGGGCGCGGAAGUCAUUCUUGAUCUACAUAAAAUCAGCAGCUUGCAAAUACGUAGGGUGACUUCCGACAACGAACUAUUGUGCGUAAUGAAUAAAGUUACCAAGUUCCCAACUUUGAUAGCCUUUGGACGCAAUGAAUCACAGAGGAUUGUCAGCGUGAGAAUACCGACGAGGCAGGGAAUUCGGCAAGCUAUUAAGGAUUAUGUAAUCGCGAGAGGAGUGAAUAUCGACGAGAUAAUUACAACAGUGUCGCAUAAUACUGUGCACGUUGUGGGAAUCACACAUCAAACGACAAUCGCAACGAUUAUAAAGAAUCACCAAGUGGUAGAGGAACAAUUACAAUCGUCGAAAAACACCAAUGAUUAUUUGUAUCAAAUUGAUCUAGAGAAUGCGCUACGUUAUUCAAUCAAUCAUGAGAUAUCAAUGAUGAAGUCAAUAGAUGGUGAGAAAAUGAAGGCAUUACGGAAAUAUCUUGUGGUGUUAGCGACGUAUUUUCCUCUGCGACGUAAUAACGUAUAUUUGGAGGUGAUACGCGAUGUUGUCGAGAAGAAGAAUGCUAUGACCGGCGAAGAAUUCAGCCAACUAGCGAAGACGACGGAGGAAGAAAUGUCGCCGGUAUACUCGAGAGCGUCCCGUCAAUGGAUAGGAUGUAAGGGAAGUACGGAUUCAUAUCGCGGAUAUCCUUGCGGAUUGUGGACCAUGUUUCACAUGCUGACUGUAAAUUUCGCAUUAGAACGCAACAAAGAUGUUACUCAGACUUUCUCACGGGAUCCUACGGCGGUACUACGGGCGAUGCAUGGUUAUAUUGGAACCUUCUUCGGUUGCGCCGACUGUGCUACGCAUUUUCUGGAGAUGGCCAACAAAAACAAGAUAUUCAACGUGCGCAACAAAGAUGAAGCAGUGCUCUGGUUAUGGCAGGCACACAAUCGGGUAAACGCCCGAUUGUCAGGCGACGAUACGGAGGAUCCCGAGCACAAAAAGAUACAAUAUCCCGCGGCUGAGCACUGCCCGGUAUGCAGACACGUUAACAAUAGCUGGAAUGAGGAGGAAGUUUUACGUUAUCUAAAAGUCAAAUAUGGCUAUAAUAGCAUCAAGUUCGAUGAAAUCAGCGCUUCUGAUGAAGUAGAUAUGACUAAUGGCAACGACUCGAGAAUGAGGCUAGAAAGACUCGCCAAGGAAACGAAGCGCGCCACGGCUUUUGGUUGGGACUUGAACAUAUUCGAUAUCAGCAUCUGCGUGGUGUUGUACGUUACCUCUGCCGCAAUACUCAUAUUAGUAUGCAUCAAGUUUGCCGUUAAAAGGACAUAUAAGAAAAAAAGUCACAUUAAUCUACUGUCCAAAGUAUAAUCUUUUUUCUUAUACUUUACACUCUAUGCGUAUAAUCGUGUAACGUGUUUCUGGACCAGCAAGUAUCACUGAGACACUCAAGUUCCAAGAUAACUCUUAUUUCAAAUUCUUAGGUUGUGAUAUUUUCCAGCUAUAAUAAUCAUUCCAAACAAACAAAAGGCGACAAAAGUCGAAUUUGCAUUUGGACGAAUGCAAUUCAAGAAUUUUUGUGAAUUAAACUGAUAGCGCCAAUAGCGAAACAAAUAGUAUCGAUGAUAAGAAACUGAUCAAAGUGGACUUAAGCUCUAAAAUAAUUCAAAAUACAUACAUACUCUCUCUUUUUCUUUUUCGAUUCCAAGUAAAGAAACGUUUAAUCAGAAUCAGAUGUUUUGCAGAUUAUAUAAAAAAUAUAUUAAAAUUUUUUUACUGAGAAAAACAGCAUGCAUUUUAUAUCAAAUGCUCUCAAAACCAGACGAUAUAUUCUUUCGCGUGUUUUUCUAAAUGAAAAUUGAAAUGCGAUUGAUUAUAAAAUUCUCUUUAAAAUUUUCCAACUAACGAUUAUAUGUACUUUGUAAUAUUGCCUUAAAAACUCGUCCAAAGAAUAUAUCUUUAUUAUCAACUUUUUGAGAAGUGAUUUCUAUUAUAUUUAGAUAUUCGCAUUAUUUUGUAAAAGAUAUAGAAAUAUAGAUGUAUGUCUGAUUAUAAUAUAUGAGGAUAGUUCGAAAAGUUCUUAGCCUGAUGCUACAAAUAUCAACCUGCUAUAAUUUUAAACAAGUUUGAUAGUCUUUUACAAGACUAUUGUUGAAAUUUGAGACAGAUGCGUUCAUUAAUUUCUUUGUUUUGGUUGUGUGAAGCAAUCAACUUUUGGUUGCGUCAUGACAAUGCACCCGCUCAUUUUCUUCAAUUACAGGCGCAAAAUUUCAUGAAUUGCUCCCGUAAACACCAUUUCACCAGAUUUCACAUAAUCUUUUAUCAUUUCUGUGUCAGGAUGAGAACUUUUCGAACUAUCCUUCUACAAAGACAAGAUAAGAAUGACUCAAGUACAUAAUUCAUAAAGUACAUUCGAUUAUUUAAUAUCACUACAUGUACAGAAUGUGUGUUCUCUCAUCAUGCUAUAGCAUGUUAGAGAUUAUAUGCAUUUAUAAUUAUGAAACCAAUAUGUCAUAAAAAAUAAUGCGACUGUUUAACGCUUCUUUAUCUGAAAGCGACGUGAUUGAUCGUAAAAUAAUUUUCUCUCGGAAUAUUAUUAUUAUUAUUAUUAUUAUUAUUAUUAUUAUACAUUAUAUUGGAAACUCUAAACAGUAUAAAAUCACAAUACAGUUAAUUACCACAGUAUAUCAGGUAUCGAAAAAUAAUACUCUACUAUUGUAUUCUAGCUUCAAGCGCUUCCUGAAAUUUUUACAUGCGCCUUCCUUUUAUAUUAUUUUAUAUAGUUCGUUUACACUUUAUAUUAUUUAACGCAUGAGAAGCUACCAUUUAGGAAUAAAUGAGUGUUCAGAUAAGGAAAAAAUUGUACAAUUGCUAAUAUGUCAGAUCAAAAUGUCAAAUCAUAUAAUCUCUGGUUGCCAUCAUGUAAUUGUAAAUUCGAGUAAUCAGAGGCUAUGUUCCAAAAUUUACUCUAAGCGCUGAAAAUUUAUUUAGCUCACAUGACGUACACUACAUAUUUUCAGUACUAGCAGCGAAGUUCAGGAAAAUGAUGAGAGAGAUCGUAUAAAAGAUUAUGGUUGUGAGCUACAAGUUAUAAAUGUCUAUGCCGAUAAAAAUCGAUCUUUUAUGAAUAUUUAAUUUGUAAAUAGAUAUCCAAGAAAAAUUGUUUUUUCUUUUACUGAUUAUGUAUAUAAACCACCGUCUUUCUUAUAUGUACAGUUUUUUAAUAAAAUACUCGUAUAAUUAAAUAUUCUAUUAUCUUUAAAGAUAACAAGUAACAAAAA